AUGUCUAGUGAGAAUGAUAUAAGAGCUAAACGGUUGGCGAGAUUGGCAGCCCUUGGUGGAGCCAGUAGUACUCGAAGUGCGCCUGUAGAUCAAACUAAGGAAGAGGUUCAGGAGACUGAAAAGUCAUUGCCACCACUGGCACAGACAGUUCAAACUCCUGCAUCUACACCUGUAGUGGUUCCUGAACAUAUAUCUACUCCAACUUCAGUUCCUACUCCUAAUCCUAGUGUUGUUUCAGCUAAUCCAGUUAAGACUCCUAUCUUAUCUGAGCAAGAACAAACUUCGGAAUGGUUUAAAAGAGAGUUGGAAGUAUUAUUUAUGGCAACAGUUGAUCCUACUCAUACUUCACGAGGAUUAUUGGUAUUACCAGGAGCAAUUGCUGAACUUGAAGAUAAUUUAUUAGGAGAAGAUAGUAUUGAACUGAUAUUUAUGGAAAUAUUAUCAGAGAUUGGGAUUCCAUCACAUUAUAAAACUACUAUUGAAUAUUUAUAUAAUGUUUAUCAUAAUGCAUUCAGAUCCAAAAGAAUGUUACCAGUAAAGACUCCAUUAUAUCAAAUUAAAACUGGAAUUUUAAAUAAAGUUAUUAAAUUUGCUGCUUCGUAUGGAUUUAUAUCAUUUCAAGUUCCAGAAAUGUUUAUAAAUAAUGAUCUUGCCCAAUCUAUUGAUUUAUUUAUAAGAAGAUCAGAUGAUUUAACUCCAUUUUUAAUUGAUAUAAUUAAUUCAUCUAUUGAACAAGAAUCUUUAUUAACUUUUUUAAAUAUUUUUGUUCCAUAUAUUAGUGCAAAACUUCGAGGUAUUAAUAUUACUGAAAGAGAUUAUGUAAAUUAUAUUGCAAUUUUUGAAACUUUAGUUAAUAUAAAACCAGUGGCUAGUGUAUUUUCUCAAAUUGAAGGAUUUCAACCUCCAUCAAGAAGUCAACAUUUAGAUUUUGAACAUAAAACUUUAUUAGGACCUUUAUUAAGAUUAUCACCUUUAUUAGAUAAAGUUGGUAUAUAUUAUUUUACUGAUAAUGUUAAUAAUGUUCCUAAGACUCAAAUUGGUAAUAUUUAUGAAUCUUUACAAAAUGAAUAUAAAGUAUUAGUUGAUAGAUUAUUUUAUAUUAUUGAUAAAUUAAUAAGAGGAUCACUUGAAACUCGAGAAUCUUUAUUAAUUUGGUUAUCUGAAUUUAUAAAUUUAAGUCAUUUAAGAAGAGGUAGUCAUGCUGAUCCAACAAAAUUACCAUCAGAUGCAAUUAUGCUUAAUAUUUCUUUAAUUUUAAUAAGGUUAAGUAUGCCAUUCUUAGAUUAUCCAACAUUUUCAAAAAUUGAUAAGAUUGAUGUUGAUUUUUUUGCAAAAACAAAAUUAAUUGAUAUUCAUGAUGAAUCUAGAGUAAAUUCUACUAUUCAAGAAGCUGAUGAAUAUUAUAAAUUAAGAAGUGAAGAAAAUUUAUCGGCACCAAAUUUUAUAUCAAGUUGUUUUAAUUUAACUUUAGCUUAUUUACAUUAUGGUAUGGGAGGUAUUUAUAUUCAAUAUGAUAGAUUAAAAAAUCAAGUUAGACAAAUGGAAGAAAGAAUUCAAAUGAUUCAAAAUAAUCGUGUACCACCAGGAGUUAAUCCUGCUAUGGCAAGAAUGUUAAGUAAUCAAUUACCAAUGUUAACUAAAGGUCUUAAUAAUUUUCAAAUUACUAAACAUACAAUUCAAGCAAUUUUUAGUCAUAGACCAUUACAAUUAGAAAUAUUUGAUUUUAUUGUUGGAUCAACAACAUUUAUAACUAAAUUAAUUGAUCCAAAUCAUAAAUAUCCUCAACAAAAAUUAAAUAUACCAAUUUAUCAUAUUACUAAUGUAUCACAAUUAGAUGAUCAUGAUUUUCUUAAAACAAAAACUCCUGAACCAUGGAAAUAUUAUCCUGAAUUUAUAUUAGAAGGUAUAAUUAAUUAUUGUAAAUUUUCAACUAAUUUUAGAGGUUGUCCAUUAGUACAAAAUUUUGAAAAAUUACAAUUAUUUGUAGAAUUUACAACAAUUUUAUUAAGAUGUCCUGAAUUAUUAGGUAAUCCUCAUAUGAAAGCUAAUUUAGUUGAAGUUUUAUUUAUUGGAUCAUUACCAAUGCAAAAUGGUGAAGCAGGAUUUAUGUCACAAAUUUUUAAUUCAAAUAAAUUAGUUAUUGAUAAUAUUUUAUAUUCAUUAUUAGAUUUUUAUGUUAUGGUUGAGAAGACAGGAGCUUCAUCCCAAUUUUAUGAUAAAUUUAAUAGUAGAUAUUAUAUUUCAAUUAUUUUAGAAGAAUUAUGGAAAUUUCCUGCUUAUAGAAGUCAAUUAACUGAUUAUUCUAAAAAUAAUGUUGAUUUCUUUAUUAGAUUUAUUGCAAGAAUGUUAAAUGAUACAACUUAUCUUUUAGAUGAAACAUUUAAUGAAUUAAAUUUAAUUCAUGAUUAUCAACAAGAAAUUAAGAAAAGAUUAGAAGGUCAAGAAAAGAAUGAAGAAUUAGGUAAUGAUGAAGAAUUACAACAAAAAUUAGAAUCAAGUGAAAAGAAAGCUAAAUCUUAUAUGGGAUUAUCAAAUAAAACUAUGGAAUUAUUUAAAUUAUUUACAAAAGAAGUACCUCAAGGAUUUGUUUUACCAGAAAUUGUUGAUAGAUUAGCAGGUAUGUUAAAUUAUAAUUUAUCAAUAAUGGUUGGACCAAAAUGUACUCAAUUAAAGGUUAGUAAUCCUGAAAAGUAUGAUUUUGAACCUAAAAAGAUUUUAACAUAUUUAUGUGAAAUCUAUAGUAAUUUAAGUAAACAAGAAAAAUUUAUGAUUGCUGUUAGUAGAGAUGGUAGAUCAUUUAAUCUUGAUUAUUUUAAACGAGCAGAAAGAAUUUUAACUACUAGAACUUAUAUUGAAAAUAAUAUAAUUAAAAAUUUAAUUGAUUUAGCAGAAAGAUCAGAAAAGCAAAGAUUAUUUGAAGAAAAUGAAGAAUUAGAAUUAGGAGAUAUUCCUGAUGAAUUUUUAGAUCCAUUAAUGUAUACAUUAAUGGAAGAUCCAGUAAAAUUACCAAGUUCUAAGAUAAGUAUUGAUAGAUCUACAAUUAAAGCUCAUUUAUUAAGUGAUAGUACUGAUCCAUUUAAUAGAAUGCCAUUAAAAUUAGAUGAUGUUAUAGAUGAUAUUGAAUUAAGAGAAAAGAUUGAAGAAUUCAAACGUCUGAAAAAGCAAGAUAGAUUAAAAGAAAUCAGUGUUAGUGUAUCACAAGAUGUUGAUAUGGAAUAA
Messenger RNA from Scheffersomyces amazonensis, 3219 nucleotides. Its product is annotated as ubiquitin-ubiquitin ligase. The record is from RefSeq and is a predicted model, not a curated record. Gene Ontology annotation, biological process: protein polyubiquitination. Gene Ontology annotation, molecular function: ubiquitin-ubiquitin ligase activity. The transcript has 2 exons. Lineage: Eukaryota; Fungi; Ascomycota; Pichiomycetes; Serinales; Debaryomycetaceae. Bases 1 to 3219 code for a protein of 1072 amino acids. Gene Ontology annotation, cellular component: cytoplasm; ubiquitin ligase complex; nucleus.